Molecule: messenger RNA, 231 nt
Organism: Paramecium primaurelia
Lineage: Eukaryota; Ciliophora; Oligohymenophorea; Peniculida; Parameciidae
Source: the annotation of a GenBank genome assembly
AUGAAUAUUGGUUACGGCAUACUAGUUCACCAAGUAAUAAUAUCUAUAUGUGAAGUAUUAUCUUAACAAAAUUAAAGCAUUUAAUAAUUUGCAAUAGAUGGCUAUUUCAUCCAAAAAUUUUUUAAUUCCAAUCAUUAGAUGACGAUGUGGAGAUUAUUUAAUGACUUAGGAGCUAUGUUGCCAGUUUUUCUUAAAUAUUUUGAUAACCUUCUCAAACACUCUUAAUUCUGA